This is a messenger RNA of Echinococcus granulosus, 414 nucleotides long. RefSeq lists its product as hypothetical. The transcript has 3 exons. NCBI's taxonomy places the organism in Eukaryota, Metazoa, Platyhelminthes, Cestoda, Cyclophyllidea, Taeniidae. The record is from RefSeq and is a predicted model, not a curated record. Bases 1 to 414 code for a protein of 137 amino acids.
AUGAUAGACGAUAGCGGCUGCGAAAGCACAACGAACACUAAAGCCAGUAUAAAAACCAGUAAAAACCUUUUGUAUGUUGCUGGGUGGGCUCGUCCUUCGAGCCAUGCCAAUAGCCCAGACACCUUCUCUGCGCCGAAUAUAUGUAUAUAUAUAUAUAUUCUGCCCGAGUAUUGCGUCUUCCUUCGUCUUCAUGGAGUCUCGGGACGCUACAUUAGGAUGCUGAAGAGAGGAAUGUACCCUUACUUCUUCAUUACAAUUGAUCAGCCCCUCGCAGAGCGGACUUCGGAUAGAUGCCCGUUUCCCGAGUUCUCCUUGGCUCAAGUCCUAAAAGGCCUAGGCGUUUCGAUUCAGUGGCACACAAAACCACUCCCAAAUCUCUUUACGUCGGAAAAUGACCUCAUCGGAUGUGAUUAA